AUGAGAGAACAUGAAGAAAAAUCAAAAAGGGUUGUGCAAAAAUUUUUGGAAAAUCUAAACAAUAGAUCCAAAAACAAACGACCUAUCUCGACAUCUCAAUCAAACGAAGAUUUAGUAUCUAGCCGACCAACCACUUCCAUCCAAUCAGCGGGAACAACAUCGACUUCACAAAUAGUUGCUCCAGUAGUCCAAAGUAACAAAGAAUUUAUCAAUUCGACUACGAUACCAACUUCGUUUCAAUCAUCAAGAACAAUUACAACACAAAAAACAAAAUUAUCGCGGAAUACCAAAAACAGAACGUUACAAUCUCAAUCUUCGGCCAAAGCAUCAGUUCCAGACUUGAAUCGUCCAACAGAUGUUUCUUCAUUAACGAUAGAAAUGUAUACAAUGGCUCAUUCUCAUAUUCAAUAUGCUAAAAAUAAAGAACCUCUCAAAUUUUAUAAGACAAAAGAUAUGAGAGAACAUGAAGAAAAAUCAAAAAAGGCUGUUCAAACAUUUUGGGAAAAUCUAAACAACCGUAAAAAAUCAUCCCAGAUUAACGAAAAUACUAAUGCAUCACAACCUUCGUUCAAAGUAUCAUCUGAGGUACUCGAUAGUUCAGUUUCACAAACAUCAUCUAUUCAGUCAAAGUUGAAAGAAACAUCUAUUCGAUCAACAGAACAAGUGAAUAGAGUUGUAACAUCUUGGAAAGGAAAACCAGUCGAUCGUAGCCAUAAAGAUACUUUCUUGUCAUUAGAAUCUACGAACAAAAUACAAACUCAGUCUUUUCGCCGAGCGAAUGAAAAUGUAGUAACAACGGUUGCUUUUACAGGUUAUGAUCAACCCUUGACAAAAGUUCUUAAUAAACGCAAAUAUUCUGAAGAUGGAGAAAUCAAUAACGAUAAAUCGAUCAAGUUUAUUGUUCCAACAACUCGGAUACAAAGAGAGCCUUCUAUGAAAGUAAAUUUACCAAACAUGCCAGUUCCACGAAUGAACAAUAAUAAUCAUAUGCAAAGUAUCGUCACAUUAGGUUCAAAGAAUAGUGGGGUCAAGUCAUUAGUACAACUAUGCACCAUGACAUUAGUUUCAAAUAAGCAUCGGCUUUAUCAUUUAGGAAAUACUCCCUAUCAUUUACUGGAAUCAAUUUUAAAAUUCUGUACCGAUGAAGAAUUGCGUCAAUUGGAAGAAGUGAAUCCUCGUCUUGUCGAUGAGGAUAUGGAACUUUGGAAACGUUUCUUACAGCAAAAGCUUCCAGGACGACCGUUACCAACUAAUCCCAAAAAUUAUCGAAAUAUAUAUUUGGAUAUUAUCGAUGAAGAAAAGGAAAAGAAGGAACGCAUCAUUGGUAAACUGAAAAAAGCAAUGGCUGAGGAGAAAGCUAAAAAGGAGGCGCGUCAAGUAAAGAUGCUUUCUGUCGCUCCUCGUGAACCGAAAAGGAAAACUUCGGGCUAUCAAAAACUAACACCUCUCCAAAAGAUUCGAAAAGAAAUGAUCCGGGAGGGAUACAUCAUAUUCCCCCAAAAGCCUACUCACAAUGCUGUUGAUGGCAAUUCAAAAAACCAUCGAUACAGUCCAUAUCUGAGUUUUUGUAAUCAAGAAAAGAAAUAA
Molecule: messenger RNA, 1587 nt
Organism: Funneliformis geosporum
Lineage: Eukaryota; Fungi; Glomeromycota; Glomeromycetes; Glomerales; Glomeraceae
Source: the annotation of a GenBank genome assembly